Molecule: messenger RNA, 2579 nt
Organism: Galleria mellonella (greater wax moth)
Lineage: Eukaryota; Metazoa; Arthropoda; Insecta; Lepidoptera; Pyralidae
Gene: FMO2
Product: senecionine N-oxygenase-like
Exons: 8
Coding region: 490-1575 (361 amino acids)
Molecular function (GO): NADP binding; flavin adenine dinucleotide binding; N,N-dimethylaniline monooxygenase activity
Source: RefSeq, a predicted model, not a curated record
UGUUUUCCAAAAAUAUCCAAGUUUGAAAAUUGCAAUGAAACAAAAUAAUUUUCGUUCCUUAAAAUAAAUUAUCUGCACUUUCAGAUAAUUGUUAUACCUAACCUAAGAACAUACCUAACAAAGAAAUCUACGAUUCAAAUUAGCUACUUUCUAUACUUGUAAUUUUACAGCUUGCAAUGGUUAUAUUCUCACACUACAUCUCUUACGGAGUAAACAUAAAGAACGAAGUUACAAAAACCAAUAUUAUGAUAAAUAAUUAUCAAUAAUAAAUUCAUAACGAGCCACUAUAGUUAAGUUUAGCAUAUAAACAAUCAGAAUCAACGUGUAUGUGUCAUUGGUGCUGGUGUAGCAGGACUGUCUACAGGGAGAUACCUUAAAGAAGAAGGCAUUCCAUUCACUAUUCUGGAAGCUACCAAAUAUGUUGGUGGAACUUGGAGGUAUGAUUCCAGAGUUGGCACAGAUGAAAAUGGCCUACCAAUUCACACCAGCAUGUACAAACAUUUACGGACAAAUUUACCAAAACCUACAAUGGAGUUACGAGGUUUUCCUAUACCACGAAAAGUCCAGUCUUUUCCCAGUUGGCAAGUGUAUUAUGAUUAUAUUAAAGAUUAUGCUGAACAUUUUGAUUUAUUGAAGCAUAUAAAGUUUCUACACAAUGUGAUAUCUGUAAAAAGGAUAAAUAAUAUAUGGAAAGUAAAACACAAGCAUGUGAUCAGCGAAGAAGAGUUUGAAGAAGAGUAUGACUUUGUAGUUGUUGGAACUGGCCAUCAUAGCAAGCCUAACAUGCCAAAUAUACCUGGCGAAAAACUUUUCAAAGGCACAAUAAUCCACAGUCACGACUACAGGGUACCAGAUGGAUAUAAAAAUCGACGAGUCCUCGUCAUAGGCUCUGGGCCCUCUGGGAUGGAUAUAGGCCUGGAAGUAUGCGACGUCAGCAAACGGCUAUUGCAUAGUCACCAUUCAGUUGUAAACUUUAGGACACCAUUUCCUACUCAAUAUGUAAGAAAACCAGAUGUGAAAGAAUUCAAUGAAACUGGAGCCUUCUUCGUUGAUGGCACUUUUGAGGAGUUCGAUGAUGUUAUUUAUUGUACUGGAUAUGAAUACGACUACCCAUUUUUAGACAAGUCAUGUGGAUUAGAGAUGGCAAAGCAGAGUGUGGCACCGCUAUAUAAGUACAUGGUGAAUAUAAAUCAACCCACAAUGGUGAUUAUGGGACUGGUCGUACGAGCUUGUCUUGUUGUUGCAUUGGAUGCUCAAGCAAGGUAUGCUACUGCGCUCAUUAAAGGAAAUUUUACCCUUCCUUCACAUGAAGAUAUGACGCUAGAUUGGCAGCAGCGCUUAAAUGCUCUACUAUCACAAGGGAAACCGCUCUCACACAUACAUUUCUUGGGUGAGAAAGAGGAUGAUUAUUAUGCCGAGUUAACAAAAGAAUCCGGCAUAGAGAGAGUACCACCAGUUAUGUUCAAAAUACGCACGUGCGACACUGAAGCUAAGCUAGAAAAUCUCUAUACAUACAGAAAUUACACGUACCGUGUUCUAGACAAUGAAACAUUCGUCAGAACUGUAGAGGAGUAGACGUGAAUACUGAGUAUUUGUAUGUUGUAAUUAUUAUUUAUAAUAAAUAAAAACACUACUAUUUUUAUUAUUACUCUCGAUCGACUCAGCGAUCCACUCUCGUCGUAACUGUUUUCAUCAGUGCUAUAACAAAUGUUUAGGAAAUUGGAAUGGAAUCAUUUGGGACUAAACAUAAACGAAGCGUGACUAAUAUAAGAUUUGCUGAUAACCUAAUUAUAAUGGAGGAAAAUCCAAAAGUUUUGGAAUCCAUGGUACAAACUCUAACUAAUGACUAAUUUCACAGCAGUAGACAUAAAAAUAGAUGGAAUAAAACUGGAAUGUGUAAUGGAGUAUGUAUAUCUAGGCCAAGUCAAAGAAAUAGACAAAAGAAUUGCUACUGGAUGGAAAAAAUUUUGGGCUUAAAGAGUAAUUAUGAAAAGCAAGGAACUAGGUAUUAAUAGUUUUUUUUUUCUUAAGAUUAAGAAAAAAAACUGUUGGUACCUAUAUUCUCCCCUGCCUCAUAUAUUAUUAUAUUAAUGUGACAACAUAUACAUGCGGUCCCGAAAUCUAGACGCUGACUAAAAGUUACAGGGACAAAGUUACAAAUCGCAAAAAAGUCAUGGACAAGAGCAGAGGAUUAAAGUUAAAAAACAAAGUCAAACAUUAGACUUAAAACAAAAAAUUAAAGAUAUCCUUUUACGUGUAGACUAUCUCAAAUGGAGAUGGACUAGGUAUAUGCUCCGUAAAUAUGAAAAUUGGAGUAAACAAGUAUGAAUCUGGUAUGAAGGUUGAGAAAUAGUUUGAAGAGCCGAGGUCGUAAAGUGCGAAGAUGGGAAGACGACUGUAAAGUGACCCUAGGCCCCCUUUGGCUACGAGUGGUAGCUGAUAGAAAUCAGUGGAAAGCUUUGGAUAAGGCCUAUAUCGUAUGACAUACCGAACGUCGGUACAUAUUGUAAAUAGUUUAACAUUAUACUUUAAGAUAAAAUGUAUAAAUUAGUUUGGAAAUAAAGGUUUUAUUAAUAUUA